AUGGCACCGAAGAACAUCCCUACCGCUGAAGAGCAGCUUAUUGCGGAGCCAGAAGGCGGGGCACCAAGCUCCCCGCCAGAUCUCCGAUUCCUGCAUUACAACGAUGUUUACCAUAUCGAAGCUGGAAGUCAAGAGCCAGUCGGUGGUUACCCACGAUUUCAAACCUUGAUCAACUAUUAUAAAGGCGAUGUGCGGUUUGAAGGGCAACCAAAAGCCCUGACGUUCUUCUCAGGAGAUGCAUUCAAUCCAAGCAUCGAGAGCAGUAUAACGAAAGGCAACCACAUGGUGCCUGUGCUCAACACGAUAGGCACUGAUGUAUCUUGCGUGGGGAACCACGACCUGGACUUCGGUGUAAAGCAGUACCGAUACCUGACCUCCAAAUGCAAGUUUCCGUGGCUACUUGCAAACGUUUUGGAUCCCGCUCUCGGUGACAAUGUCUCGCUCGGUAACGCAAAGAAGACAGUAAUGCUCACAUCGUCCAAUGGCAUCAAGAUUGGUGUCAUUGGGUUGGCAGAGCGAGAGUGGCUCGACACAAUCAACGCACUGCCUCCGGAUAUCAUCUACAGGAGCGCAUCGGCAACUGCGAAGGAGCUUAUUCCGGAUCUGAGGAAGCAGGGUGCUGAGAUCAUUGUGUGUGUCGCCCAUCAGCGGGAGCCUAACGACAACAAGCUCGCCGAAAACUGUGGUAGUGAGUACAUCGACCUUAUCCUGGGUGGCCACGACCAUUACUAUUCAUACAGCCUAAUCAAUGGUACCCAUGUCCUCCGAUCGGGAACGGACUUUAAGCAGCUCUCCCACAUCGAUCUCUGGCGCAAACCCGAUGGUAAAGGUUGGGACAUGAAGAUUAUACGACGCGAUGUGGUGAGCAGUAUCAAGGAAGACGCUGAGGCUCUCAAGCUGGUCGAAGAGCAAACCCGCGACAUCAAGAAGCGACUGGACAAGCCUGUCGGGUACACGGCUGCACCGCUAGAUGCCCGCUUCACAACUGUUCGAACGAAAGAGUCCAACAUCGGCAACUUUGUGUGCGAUCUGAUGCGCUACUACUACUCAGCCGAGUGCUGUAUUAUGGCUGCUGGUACGAUCCGAGGUGAUCAGGUCUACCCGCCUGGUGUACUGAAGCUGCGAGAUCUGGUCAACUGCUUUCCUUUCGAAGACCCUGUAGUCGUCCUCAAUGUUACCGGGAAGCAGAUAGUUGAGGCUCUAGAGAACGGUGUCAGCAACUACCCGGCGCUGGAGGGCAGAUACCCACAGGUCUCGAAUAUCACGUUUGACGCCGAUUACUCCAAGGCACCAAUGUCGAGAGUGUCAAAUGUUACGAUUGCCGAAGAAGUUGUGGGUAAUGAGCGGGUAUACAGGCUUGCGACGCGUGGCUACAUGGGCCGCGGCAAGGAUGGGUACAAAUCUCUGCUCAUCGAAGAGGAAGGAGGUACCGCUGUAGAAGUUGUCAGUGAGGAGAACGGUGUGCUUAUCUCCACUAUCCUACGACAGUACUUCAUGUCGCUGAAGGUGCUCGGCAAGUGGAAGCGCUGGGGGAAGUCGAUGGACAAGAGGUUCUUGAACAUCCAGACAAAUCUCCAGGAGAACCAUAAGCACGGCUUCCAUGAGCCGUCACCGACAUCCCCAUUAGAAAAGAAGAAGCCGCAGUUGCCCGGCCUCGACCGAGUUGUCAAGCAAGCUCAGGAAGCAGCUGCCGGGAGCGAGUCCGAGGAUCCGGAUGCCGACGAGGAUGAGGACGAUGGCGCAGAGUACGACGGAAGAAUACCAAUCACAUUCAACCAGCAGGAGAUGGAUCUUCUGAGAAAAUCGCUGCGCAAGUGGAUGAGGCUGGCCAAGCUGCAGGACUCAGCGAAGCUUUGCGACGAGCUCGGCCAGGAAGAAAUCCAGGUCAACUGGACAAAGGCGAUUGCGCCGAGGUUAGAGGGCAGAAUCAACGAUAUUACGCCCGCAAAAGCGUAG
Molecule: messenger RNA, 1956 nt
Organism: Didymella exigua CBS 183.55
Lineage: Eukaryota; Fungi; Ascomycota; Dothideomycetes; Pleosporales; Didymellaceae
Product: Metallo-dependent phosphatase
Exons: 3
Coding region: 1-1956 (651 amino acids)
Biological process (GO): nucleotide catabolic process
Molecular function (GO): hydrolase activity
Source: RefSeq, a predicted model, not a curated record